Messenger RNA from Debaryomyces fabryi, 3528 nucleotides. It is a transcript of the gene CHS3, whose product is annotated as chitin synthase. Gene Ontology annotation, cellular component: cell periphery; cell septum. Gene Ontology annotation, molecular function: chitin synthase activity. The transcript has a single exon. The record is from RefSeq and is a predicted model, not a curated record. Lineage: Eukaryota; Fungi; Ascomycota; Pichiomycetes; Serinales; Debaryomycetaceae. The coding region runs from base 1 to 3528 and encodes 1175 amino acids.
AUGUCUUACAGAAAUAGUACUAGUUCGAGCAAGUAUCAGGAAUUUGACCCUGAAUCGGGAGAAAUAUCCAGAAAAAGGUCGUUGAUCAAGCCAGAAAGGAGGAAUAUAGAUCCCAACCAUCCAAGAUUCCAUUAUACCCAAGUUGCCAACCAGGAAUCAGACCAUCUUAAGAUCCAGCCAUCUUCCACGGGUCUAGAACCACAAAGCUCGAAUGAUGGAUUACGCGCGAGUACAUCUUACCAAGGAAACUUAGCAAGUGAGGAAGAAGGUAUUCCGUUGAUGGAUAUCCGUGAGACCAACGAGGCUAAUCAAACUCCUAAUUUGAAGGGAGGAAGAGAAGUAUUUGGAUUGAAUGACGAAGUUGAUGAUUACAACAACAGCCCAAGCAAGAAGAAUGUCAUUUCCAGACCUCUUAAGGCUGCCUAUUUGGAAGAAGAGAAAAAACCAAAGCAUGAUAUCUACUUCUGGAAGGUAUACUGUUAUGUUAUCACCUUCUGGGCUCCUGCUCCACUUUUGAAAUUAUUUGGUUUACGAAACAAACAAAGUCAGUUCGCAUGGAGAGAAAAGAUAGGGCUAAUUUCAUGUAUCUUGUAUAUUGGUGCAUUUGUGGCUUACUUAACUUUCGGGUUUACUAAGACUGUUUGUUCUAGUACAAGGGUCAGAACUCAGAUUAACCAUGUUAAUGAUGGCUACUUAAUCAUUAACGGAAGGGCCUUUGAUUUAACCUCUUCUCAGCAUCCAAAAGCUGCUGGUAUACAAUCUGGUGCGAAUGUUUUAUAUCCUCCCUUAUCAGCCGGUGGAAAGGAUGCAUCGUUCCUUUUUCAGAAUGUCAAUGGUAACUGUAAAGAUUUAAUUAAGCCAAGGGAUAAUUGUACUAUUCCAACAAACGACGAUAAUGAAUUGGCUUGGUAUAUGCCAUGCCGUUUGUUUAACCAGGAUGGUUCUUCGAGCCCCAAUUUUACUAAGGCUUAUUAUGACGGUUGGGCUUGUCAUACAAGUACAACAGCGAGAAAUGCCUAUUAUGAUAUGGAAGUUAAUGGGGAUGUUUAUUUUACAUGGGAAGACCUUAAAAAUAGUUCUAGAAAUUUAGUGGUUUAUUCAGGGAAUGUUUUAGAUCUAGACUUAGUUAACUGGAUUCAAUCAACGGAUGUAGAAUAUCCAAAGCUCUUUGAUAGAUUGAGAGAUGAUGACACAUACAAGGGUCUUGAUAUUUCUCUAGUGUUGACCAACAGCGAAGAAAGAAAGGCAGCAAGAUGUUUAACAGAAAUUAUAAAAGUCGGAACUAUCGAUACUGAUACUAUCGGUUGCAUUGCAUCCCUGAUUGUUUUAUAUGUUUCUUUGGUGUUCAUCUUGUCUGUUGUUAUCGUAAAGUUUUUAAUGGCUUGUUAUUUUAGAUGGGUAAUAUCUACGAAGCAAGGUGCAACUGCUAUUGAUAAUAAGUCUAUGUUUGAAAGAAAUAAGGAGAUUGAAAACUGGGUUGAUAACCCAACAUCUCAGGGACCAAUCAGUACAGUUCCAGUGAAAGCAAGAGCUAAUUAUAAAGCUCCUAAGACCAACAGACAAACUAUUUUCAAAAAAGGUAACAGACUUUCAUUAGCUCCAAACAAUGAAUUAUCACAAUAUUAUGAUAAUGCUGAUCAUAUUUCUAAGAACUUUAAAUACACUACUAUGACCACACAGGCUGCGUUGAUAGGACGUAACAAAAAUAAGUCAUUGACAAAGUCGAAUACUAGGCUGUCUAUGCUUCUCUCUGAUGAUCGUGCUUCAUCUACCGAUAUGUUAAAUAGACCAGGCUCGCUAUACAAUCCUUUUGAUGGGUUUGAAGACUACCCAGUGAAUGGUUUAUCGCCUGAUAUUAUUCAUCCUGAUGUUGUUCCACAACCUCCAGUCGAAUAUCAACCUUUUGCUAUGCCUUUGGCUCAUACAAUUAAUUUGGUUACAUGUUAUUCAGAAGACGAAGAGGGUUUACGUACAACUAUGGACUCGAUUGCAACUACUGACUUUCCAAAUUCUCACAAAUUGAUAUUUGUGGUCUGUGAUGGUAUAAUUAAGGGUUCUGGUAAUGAUUUAACUACACCCGAAAUUGCCUUAGGUAUGAUGACAGAUUUCACUAUUCCACCAGAAGAUGUUAAACCAUAUUCAUAUGUUGCUGUCGCUCAAGGAAGUAAGCGUCAUAAUAUGGCAAAGGUAUACGCAGGGUUCUACAACUAUAACGAUGAGACUGUUCCACCUGAAAAGCAACAAAGAGUUCCCGUUUUAACUGUCGUCAAAUGUGGUACAGUUGACGAAGCGGAUGCACCUAAACCAGGUAAUAGAGGUAAGCGUGAUUCGCAAAUUAUUUUAAUGUCUUUCUUGCAAAAGGUUAUGUUUGAUGAAAGAAUGACUGAUUUAGAAUAUGAGAUGCUUAAUAGUAUUUGGAGAGUCACAGGAUUAAUGGCUGAAUUUUAUGAAAUUGUUCUCAUGGUUGAUGCAGACACUAAGGUCUAUCCUGAUAGUAUGACGCACAUGGUAGCUGAAAUGGUUAAAGACCCAAUGAUUAUGGGAUUGUGUGGUGAGACUAAGAUCUCGAAUAAAUCGACAACUUGGGUUACGGCGAUUCAAGUCUUCGAAUAUUAUAUUUCUCAUCACCAGGCGAAAGCUUUCGAAUCAGUUUUUGGUGGUGUUACAUGUUUGCCUGGUUGUUUCUGUAUGUAUCGUAUUAAAGCUCCGAAAGGUUCGGAUGGAUAUUGGGUUCCAAUUUUGGCAAACCCAGAUAUUGUUGAAAGAUACUCAGAUAAUGUUGUGGAUACAUUACACAGAAAGAAUUUAUUAUUAUUGGGUGAAGAUCGUUACCUUUCGUCAUUGAUGUUGAGAACUUUUCCUAAAAGAAAGCAAGUUUUUGUUCCGAAAGCUGCUUGUAAGACAAUUGUUCCUGAACAAUUUAGAGUUUUGUUGUCUCAACGUCGUCGUUGGAUUAACUCUACAGUGCAUAAUUUAAUGGAAUUAGUUUUGGUUAAUGAUUUGUGUGGUACUUUCUGUUUUUCAAUGCAAUUCGUCAUUUUUAUUGAAUUGGUGGGUACAUUGGUUUUACCAGCCGCUAUUUCGUUCACAAUUUAUGUUAUUAUCGUUGCUAUUAUUUCAACGCCAACCCCAGUUAUGUCGUUAGUUCUUUUGGCUAUUAUUUUUGGUUUACCUAGUAUGUUGAUUGUGAUCACGGUUUCUUCAUGGACCUACGUCAUUUAUUUCUUCAUUUAUCUUAUUGCUUUACCAAUUUGGAAUUUUGUUUUGCCAAGUUAUGCGUACUGGAAAUUUGAUGAUUUCAGUUGGGGUGAAACCAGAACUGUUGCUGGAGGUGAUAAAGGUGAUCACAGUGCAAUUGAAGGUACAUUUGACUCGUCUCAUAUUGUUAUGAAGCGCUGGAGGGAAUUUGAAAGGGAUCGUAGGAACCAGGAAUCUGGGCUUGCGGUUCCUAGUGCAGCAUGGGAUCCAUCCAAUACCGAAAAGUUUAAUGAUGAGGACUACUCUGAAGAGUCUACUGCUUCUCCAUGA